AUGCUCAAGAAGAAGUAUGAUGACGAGCAUUCUGCCAUAUCGAGGUUCUUUACGAAGAGGGACAACUCACCCGUCCUGCACCUCAACGGGCUUAUUCCGCAUAUGGAUACGCAAUCCAACGAGUCCUCCAAAGUUCUUUACUUGUGUAGCAUGACCGCAAACUGGUCAUGGCUGGAUUACCUCAACCCCAAGUGGAAUACAACAAAAUUGACAGGCGUCAAUCCUCUUUGGGUGCUUGCGCAAGGAUUCUUCCAGGAGGUAAACGAAAACGGCACCACGUCGAGACACAUGGUGACCGGCAAUAAUGAAACCGCGAUGGAAAUUUUCCUCAGCAAGGCAUUUGGAGGCUACUUGACUGAAGCUCUCGCUCGAACCUCAUUUGGCGCAGAUACCCGUAUCAAGCUGAAUAAGACCGACUUCGAACUAAACUUUGUCAACUUGGACGAGCAAUACGGGUUCAGAGGCGGUACUCACAAGAUCGUUCCAAAGAAGGCACCUGAAAAUGGAACCUGGGAUGAAUGGCGCAACAAGACGCAUAUUCAUCGGAGAACUCCUAGUUCCAAGUCGUUCGAGGAAUAUAACAACAUAUUCGAAACUGCCCUACCUAUACAUAUGGUGGCAGAACGCUACGGGUACGGUACCGGUCAGAAACGCAAGACGCUGCUCUUCGCGCAGGCAAUGCUCUGUAUCUACCUCGGCGCUGUGACAACUUAUAUUGCAGCAAUUAUCAUCGGUCAUGUACUGGAGGUCUUCGAAGAGCUGUUCAUUCUUGGGCUCAAGUCGCCGCCUCCUACCGGAGAUGAACUUGUGGAUGCCGGGGCUGGCGUGACGUCUACUAAAGUGUGGGAAAAAGUUGUAAGGGCAGGAGCAGAUGACGAGCAAAACACCGUCAACAUGUACUCGACGCCAGACGAGAUCAAAACUGCCGUCGAGGCCUACCGUUCACACAUAGCAGGACACAACCGCCGCGUCAUCGAAGUAUACGUCAAAAUCGUCGUCAACGCCGUGCUGGACCCGGAGAACUGGGGAGACGUAGACCCCGCCGAGCAAAAAGUCGCCGCCUUCGACGGCAUCUUCAGCUCUGAACUCAGAGAAUACGUCUCGGUGCCAGAAGACGUGCUCACGCACUACGACAUACUGGCUUCUCUGAGCGACCUCGACGGCUGCGGCGGACCCGCCCCGAGCACCGACGAAGGCGCCGUCGCGCAGCGCGAGUCGUACUUUUCGAGCCUGGAACGGGGGCUCAAGGAGAAGUGCACGGCGGAGUUUCGGGAUACUAUCACGGUGCCCCCGGAGCUCCGGAUUCUCGCGGAGCACGUGCAUGCGUUGACCGGGCCCGGGAUAGGCGAAAGGAAGUCGAUGUACCAGGCGAUGUUUUGGACCGGGACGUAUUAUGACGCCGCGACGGUCAAGACGCCUGAGGAGCUUACGUGUAGUAUUGAUGCUUGUUGGGAUUGUGCUGCUGGGUGGGAGCCGGGCGCCGGCGUCGAGUGUUUCUUUUACAUUGUCUACUGUCGGAGGGAAUGUGAGAGGCACGAGUCGAGGCCGUGGGGCUGGAGGUAUAUGGCCAUGGGGCUGGAUGACAGUGAGGUCUUUGAUACGAUUCCCGAGUUGUUGGCGUGGUAUUGUCGGUAUCGUGAGAGAGAGGUGCCUGAAGUCGACGACCUGCGCGAGGAGGAUGUACUGGAAGGAUGGUCGCUGUGA
Molecule: messenger RNA, 1704 nt
Organism: Colletotrichum karsti
Lineage: Eukaryota; Fungi; Ascomycota; Sordariomycetes; Glomerellales; Glomerellaceae
Exons: 5
Coding region: 1-1704 (567 amino acids)
Source: RefSeq, a predicted model, not a curated record